Molecule: messenger RNA, 219 nt
Organism: Chaetomium globosum CBS 148.51
Lineage: Eukaryota; Fungi; Ascomycota; Sordariomycetes; Sordariales; Chaetomiaceae
Exons: 2
Coding region: 1-219 (72 amino acids)
Source: RefSeq, a predicted model, not a curated record
AUGCCCCGGUCAGGCUACGACAUCUCGAGCUGGGACGGCCGGGACCCUCCUGCUUCUGCUCCUGUGACACGCCCAGCGUCAGACAAGCCAGGCAACACGGCACCAGUGGCGAGUGGUAAGAGUGGUGGUGGUGGAGGUGGUGGGGAUGGGGGGGCGCGGGGGAAGUCGGUAUUGUCUGAGUGGCUGAGGAGGGGGAGGGGAGGGGAGUUGAGGGCCUAA